This is a messenger RNA of Scylla paramamosain (green mud crab), 5553 nucleotides long. RefSeq lists its product as uncharacterized. Lineage: Eukaryota; Metazoa; Arthropoda; Malacostraca; Decapoda; Portunidae. The coding region runs from base 616 to 5043 and encodes 1475 amino acids. Gene Ontology annotation, molecular function: protein binding. The record is from RefSeq and is a predicted model, not a curated record. The transcript is spliced from 13 exons.
GUGUUUGCUCGUUGUGAUUCUGCUGACUCCUUUGCCUUGAAAGAAAGUGAUAAAAAAAAACUGUCAAUAUCUUAAAGCGCAGAGGAUUAGCUAAAAAAAAUGUGGAAAGGAAAGAGACUGGAAGUUGGAAUGAGGAAAAAUGGAACUUACAAACAUCGGAAUUAAAAUCUUAUAAACUAAAGAUGUGUAUUUUUCUGAGCCUCGCCCAAGUGAGAGUAAACAGGCGAACUUCAAGUUGUAAAACUGUUGCUGUUGGUCGUGACGGGAAACUAUUUUAACAGCACGACCAAAACAGCCGGAGCAGAAGAGCAGGGCUGGAAGCACAGAGGGCAGCAUCAGAGAUCAAUAUUAUUCCCCUCAAGAUCCAAAGUGUCGAUCAUAAACUUUCCCGCAACAUUGCGAGUAAUCAAACCUGUAUUAGAUGAGUUCCCUUGCCCUAGAAUCAAAUAAAAAAUGGGAUGGCAGUACUCCAAAGAAAACGAGAAUGAAAUUAUUGAUUUACUGAAGGCCAGAAACUGGUUUGAAUUCUUGAACGCUGAAGUGAACCCAGGCAUGGAAAUAACGCAGAGUAGGUAAGGCAAGACGUCAUUGUGACCUAAUCUAACCUGAGCUCUCAUGAUGAGUCGCCGGAGCGUGGUGAUAGUGAUGACCUCUUUCUUCUGGUUCACCGCGACGGCCGCGGCAAAGGAAAUGGGCUUGGUGCGGUCUCUGUGGGUGGUGCGAGGAGGGCGGGCCGAGCUUCCCUGUGCCCCGACGCCCAAGCACAAGCAAGACUCUGCCCUCGUGGUGCUGUGGUACCGCUCCAGCGACACAAUACCAGUCUACAGCUAUGACGCCCGGGAGGGAGAGUUCACCUCCGGCGUUAGGUGGGCGGACGAGGGAGAGCUGGGCGGGCGGGCGCACUUCAUUCCCUCCUCGGAGCCGCCCACGCUAGUACUGGAGCCCGCCCACGCCCGCGACCAAGGCGUGUACACCUGUAGGGUCGACUACCUUCUGUCGCCCUCCACUACAGCUGUUGUCAACCUCACUGUUGUGGUUCCCCCGGGGCCUCCCAUGAUCCUGUGGGGCGGGCGUGGGGUGGUGGACGUGGUCGGGCCGCUGGGGGAGGGCGAAAGGGCGGAGCUCACCUGCAGAAGUAAGGGUGGUAGACCCCCUCCCACUCUCACCUGGACUAGAAGAGGACAGCGCUUGCCUCUGCUCGCCUACAACACGUCCUCCUCCCUCGACCCAGAAAAGUUUUGGGUGGAGGCGCGGGUGGCUAUUGUCGGCAGCCGUGACCUUUUGGGCAGCACCCUCUCUUGCCACGCCCACAUGCCCUCCCUCGCCCAGGUGCACACCACCCUCCCGCAGAUGCAGACAGCCUCUGUGAUAGUCAACGUCACGUUGCCGCCGGUGACAGUGAGAAUCCUGGGUCCCGGCGCGGCGGCCUCAGCGGGCACGGAGCUGCGUCUGACGUGCCGUGCCGCGGGCUCCCACCCUCCCGCUCAGCUAACUUGGUGGAGCGGCCACAAGCGCCUCUCACAAGUUUCUUAUGCCGUGGAGGCGGGCGGCAAUGUGACCAGCGCCACUCUUACGCUGCUGGUGGACCGGGAGCACAACGGCGCCACCCUAACCUGUACCGCCGCCAAUCCCGCCCUCCCCGGGGAGCGAAACCUCAGUGACUCCAUCAGGCUCAGCGUCUACUACGCUCCGGUGGUCGAUCUCUCAAUGGGACGCCCCUUGGACCCAGGAAGCUUGAAGGAGGGAGAUGACGUGUACUUCGAGUGCAGCAUCAUUGCCAACCCUCCUUACAAACGCGUCAUCUGGUAUCAUAACGGGGCGGUGGUGGGGCACAACGUGAGCUCCGGCGUGGUGGUGAGCAGACAGAGCCUCAUCCUGCGCCACCUCAACAGAGAGCACUCCGGUUCCUACACCUGCGGGGCGACCAACCAUGAGGGACACAACACAAGCAACGCCGUAAUCCUCUCUGUCAAACAUGCUCCAGUAUGUGCCGGUACAGGGCGGGAGAGGACCCAGGGGGCGCCACGAGGCUCCACCGCAUCCAUCAAGUGCACGGUGGAGGCCGAGCCCGCAGAGAACAUCAGGUGGUCGUGGAUCAGGAAGCGAGCGGAUGGAACAGAGGAGGAAGUGCCUGACGAGGAUGUGCGGGUCGAUGGCCUCUCCUCCAGCGUCCUCGUCACGCCGCACACACCUGAGGACUACGGCCGCUUUCUCUGCGUGGCGUCUAACGAUGUGGGCGAGCAGCGCGAGGCCUGCGUGGUGACCCUGGUGCCAGCGGGGCCGCCAGAUGCGCCCACAAAUUGCUCUGUGUCCCCUGCUGACCCCAGCACGGUGCACGCUCACCCCACCACCGCCGCCCUCACCAUCACCUGCCUGGAGGGGUUUGACGGAGGUUUGCCGCAGCACUUCACGCUGGAGACCUGGCAGGACAAUGAGCUCAUAGACAACAUGACCAGCAUGUUCCCGGAGUGGGUGGUAUCGGGGCUCCGGGCGGGAGUGGGCGUGACGCUGCGGGUGGCUGCCCAUAACUCUCGCGGUCGCAGUGAUGCUCUACGCUUCGAGGUGCACACUGCCAGCGCGCAGCACCACGCCGCACCAGACUCCAAGUGGGGAUUCCUGGGUGUCCCUCCGUUGCUGGGCGCCAUCGUAGGCGUUGGCGGCGUGCUACUCAUCAUCCUGGUAACGGGCGUGAUCGUUGCCAAGUAUACCUGGCGCCCACAGCCGCCCACUCACGUACACACACUCAUCAUGACGCCCACUACUGCCAAUCCUGACCCCGAUACCUACGACCCCGACGUGGUGUCCUCGCUCCGUCGGCCAGCUGACAGCUUGGACGUGCUGCCCCGCUCCGAUCCCGCCCAGCAGACUGCCGCCCCCGCCACUCUCACCACGGCUCAGGCCUCCAUGCACCAGGGGGAGCAGGAGCAGACGACUGUACGCACCCUCCCCGCCAAGCAAGGGAGCAAGCACACGUCAUUCUCCCGUGGUUUCUGCCUCCACAGACAGAACAGUCCCUUCGGGGAUAGUGAGGAGACUGGUGACUCGGACUCAGACUCUACUUUCACUGACCUGACCGCUGCUGGCCGCGCCGCUGCCGCCCUGCCGCCUGGUGCCAGACACUGCAACUCUCUCCCACGUGCAAGGAAGCAAAUCCAUCAACUUUCCUCAUCACCACUAGACCUACAGCUGAGGGCGUGUCAAGUGUCUCAGGUGGUGGCGACCCCCGAUGGCAUGAUUCAACGCAUCCCCUAUCUGGUUAGGAACCCGCGCCAGCCUCCGCCGUCCUCAUCAGGAGAACUGCGGCACCUCACGGCCUCCGCUGAAGAAUUGCAUCCGCUCAUAUUCUCCCGAGACUUCACGCAGCUUCUGUCAUCCGCAGAUGUUCGACAUUUGUCUUAUUCGGGUACAGAGCUGCGGUUGAUUCCCGCCACAGGCACUUGGCCGCUGGCGUCCUCAUCAGGGGAGCUUCGACUUCCGCUGCAGUCUUCAGGAACUUUACACUCCGUCACUACUGAGGAAUUUCGGCUCCUCCCUUCAUCAUCAGGCUCGUCCCCAUGGGACUUACAAACCACGCCUAUCUUUAACAGACUCUCCCCAGCUAGUCAACGAAUGCCGUACCCAGAGAAAACACAGCAUUCUCCAGAGACACCUGUCACACAAUCACAACCUCAUUCACCCUGUGCAGAAUUACAGCCUCGGUCGCUCGCCACGCAGCCUCUGGUUCAAACCAUAUGCACGGAGCCUCAGCCUCGAUCAUGCUGCCAGGAAUUGAAGCUUCUACAGUCCUUUGCUGAGCCUCAGCAUCAGGGAUCCAAUUCAAUGUCCCUCCAUCGUCCGUCUUGCCCCGAAGCUCAUGCCGAGGCAAAAAGUGCUGAGAGUCACUCACAGAUCGAUUUUGUCGACCCUCAUCUCCGGACGAAUUCUUCCAACACACAGUCCAUAUCAUGUAUGAGGCAAACAGCUCCCAUUCUUGACAGAAACGAAACUGUGACGGACGAGUCAAUGGAUCCAAUUGAGCACCAAGUAUCUCUGAGGGAAUUACAACCUCCGUCUGCUCCGAGCGAGGAGGUGGAGCCAUUGUUAUCCACAAUAGAGCUCCAGCCACCUCCGUCCUUCAGGGAGCCAGAGCAUUGUUCUCAAUUUCAAACGGGAUCACUCUCGGACGCUGAACACCAGAGACAACCAACAGUUCGACCAGUGACCUGCCCAUUGUCUCCUCUGUCGAGCCAGUCACAGCAGUACAAAGUGAGGGAAGCAAUAGGGUCAGAGUUUGAUUCCACGGGGUCUCAGGUCAAGCCUUCACCUUCCGUCGCUUUAAAUGAGAUACUUAGGCAAUCAGAAGAUCCAUUUUUGCCUAGAAUCAUUAAACAUGAUCCUGUGAUGUUCAGCGGUAAUCAGUUUCCUGAUAGAUACAUAGAAAGCUCUCCUGAGGGAGGGAGCAGAGGGUUGUUGGCACGGAAAGGAUCCAAAAAGGGUAAACAAGUAACAUUCAGCGGUGAAGAAGACAUGGUUACCCCGGUGGUGGCACGCGUGCCACCCAAGACUGUGAGUGGAAAAAGUGAUAAGCGAUGUGCUCAAUUGUUCUCGUGCGUGGACUUGCCUCCCUCUGGACGGACGCCUAAGCCUCAUGACACCGUCACUCCCUCUCCGCCAACACACAAACAGCCAAUGGGAUUUCCGGGCCAAGAGACGGCGGACGUCUAUCCACACACUAGCAGGAACGAUACGGAGGCGCUUCAUAAGGUUAUAAACCAGCAGUCAGAAAUCACCACGCCCUCCAGAACGUGCCGUGGACAUAAUCAGUUUUCUUCGACUCCCGGUGGUGACUUUCGUGAGUCAUUUGUUACAAGUGACCUUCCGCACGUUCUCCGCAAAACUUCUGACCUCCACGGCAGUCCUGUGCAGCCGACCUUCUCAGAUGGUUGCACAGCGGCGAGGUCGCGAGAAACCUUUACACCAGAGGGUCAUGAAGACUCACAGCAACAGGGGCAUGGCCCUCAUGACUCCAUGACCUCACCCGCUCACACCACCACACAUAGAUAGAAAACCCCCUCCGUGACCUGAGCACUGGCUAUCCGAAGCUUCGUUACAGAGCCGCCCCUCACGCUCGUCAGGGGCGGGCCGCUGCCGCAGUGAUCCUGCUGCGCUGUGAACAGUAAGAAUGUGUGCUCCUGAAAUAUGGAGAUAAUUAUGUCAUAAACGAUAAAAUAAUAUUUUCUUUGUAUGAUUAGAAAGAUCACUAAGCAAAUGCAGCAUAUAAGAAUAUAUAUUUAUAUAUGUAUGCGUAAACUAACAUACAAUCAUGUAAAUGCAUGUGUUAUUGCCUUCUGUGUAUAUUUCUGUUGGCACUAAGAGAUAUUCCACAUGGCGAAUUGAAACUGUACAUGAGUUUCUCACUGAGGAGUCAUUCUGGAAACCAAAAAUAUAUAUAUACAUAACAAAUAGAUUAAAAAAAAAAAGCGCUGCUCCCAAGGGGCAAGACCGCUGCUGAUGCCUCCUCAUGGAUUCAUUGGAAUGUUUCACUUUGUUAAAUAGAUGGUACAAUUUCUUAAA